AUGGCCACCAACGGAGCGUCUGCCCGCACGACCUCGACUUCACCUACACGUCAAACGACCUCCACCGGUAAUAGCAGUAACGGCGCAAUGAGACCGUCUGCCUCCAGACAAUCUCCAACACCAAUCUCAGCUCGAGCGGCAGCUAGAAAGCCUGCUGCAAGAGCAAACAGUGGUCUUGGAGGUCGCACAAAAUCAACAGACAACGGCUACUAUGACGAUGAUUCAAGGGCAGAACAUACGCAACUGGUGGAAGAUUUGAGGCUGCAGGUGCAGAGAGCAGAGAUAGCAUCGGAACAAUAUCGAAAGGAACUCGAAAUCCUACAGAGGCGUCUCCAGGAGGCUGUAGGGGAGCGGAACGUCCUUGAAGAACAGAUUGCGCAGAAGGACAACGAGGCUGAAGCUGUGCAUGCAGAGACAAAAGACAUCAUGCGCCAGAAGAAAGAGCUAGAGCAGGCUCAUAAUGCUGAGAAGACAAUGAUGCUCAAGGAGCGAGAAAAUCAGGCAAGUAAAGAACAGGAGCUCCAAGCUAUUAUCCAGCGGUUGAACGACACGAUCAGACAGAAGGAGAUGCGGGCGCAGAUUGAAGGCGAUCGGCCCGCCAUAUCCAGAUCCGCAAGUUUCCGAAGCCGAGCGUCUCCUGAUCUCGACCCGGGCCAAUUUGCACCUUCUGCCCAGCUCGAACGAAGCCCCUCACGCAACAAUUCCAAGCUGCUUCUACAAAAAGACAAGAUGAUUGAGUCAUUGAGGCUCGAGCUCGCCGAAGUGCAAAUUAAGGUUGCUGAAAUGGAGCACGUGGGAGAUGGGCGGCUUCAGCAGAUUGAGAAACAGCUACUGGAUACCAAGAUGGCGAAUGCCCGGCUCAUGGAAGACAAUGAGAGCUUUCAGCUCCUACUUAGUGAGAAAACCCUGAAGGGGGAUUUCAUGCAAGAGUCAAGACCAGAGACAGCAAAUGGCAUAGGCACGGGCUCUCUGGCUGAUGAAUUGGAGGUAGCCAGAGACGUUGGGGAGUGUGAAGGUGGAGAGGCGUAUAAGAAAUUAGAAGCGGAGCUGAAAUCUUCUCGUGACAGUAACAAGGCUCUCACGCUGUAUAUCGACAAAAUCAUUGGUCGGCUCUUGCAACACGAGGGCUUCGAGCAUAUCAUCCACGAGAAGGAUGAGCCGACGAAGGCUUCUGUAAAAUCGACAGACAAGGCGCUUCCACCGCCUCCACCUGGCGAACAAGGCGCGUCCUUGCUGCAGCGUGCCAGAUCAGUCGUUGCCGGGAAGGCUGGACGGCCGCCACCAGAUAUUCGUCCCUUGAGUUUCAUGCCAUCGGCUGCGAUGGAGGCUGCUCCGACCGCCCACGAAAACCCAGAAACGGCUCCCAGCAUCCCACUCGCCAAAGGACAUCGUCAUUCAAGGUCAGAUCAAGCAACAGAAAACCCGAUGCCCGCCGCGAUCGUAGGUCAGAUGCGCCGCGGUUCGCCCCUCAGAGCAGCUUCAGGAGGACCUUCUAGUCCAGGAAUUAGCCCGUCGAUUAAUUCGGGUAUUUCGUCAAGUCGUUCGCCAUUUUUCGCCUCAAGCAACCCGCCUAGCUCCCGAGUCACUUCUGGUAGCGGCCUACCCACGGGCGAGCGCAGUAGUCGAACAAAUAGCAUAUUGAGCGAGCACAGCAGUGAGGUCAAAUCACAGGAUACGCCUAGUCCACCUCGGGAGAAACAAGGACCAAACGCUUUGCCGGGCGCCGUAAUGAAGCAGAGCCAGCUUAGGCCUCUACGACUAGUGCGCGAGAAUACUGUGGUCGAGGAUGACGAAGCGGCACGGAAGAAGGCAAACAGAGGAAGCUGGAUGCCUGCAUGGUUCAACCGGGCUGGUGGUGCUGAAAAUGAGCCUAUGAAGCCACCAAACACAACAUAG
Messenger RNA from Endocarpon pusillum Z07020, 1896 nucleotides. RefSeq lists its product as uncharacterized. Bases 1 to 1896 code for a protein of 631 amino acids. The record is from RefSeq and is a predicted model, not a curated record. The transcript is spliced from 2 exons. NCBI's taxonomy places the organism in Eukaryota, Fungi, Ascomycota, Eurotiomycetes, Verrucariales, Verrucariaceae.